Alosa sapidissima (American shad) is the source of this 1844-nucleotide messenger RNA. RefSeq names its product coenzyme Q6 monooxygenase (gene coq6). Gene Ontology annotation, biological process: ubiquinone biosynthetic process. Bases 141 to 1586 code for a protein of 481 amino acids. The transcript has a single exon. NCBI's taxonomy places the organism in Eukaryota, Metazoa, Chordata, Actinopteri, Clupeiformes, Clupeidae. Gene Ontology annotation, cellular component: mitochondrion. The record is from RefSeq and is a predicted model, not a curated record. Gene Ontology annotation, molecular function: FAD binding; 2-octaprenyl-6-methoxyphenol hydroxylase activity; oxidoreductase activity, acting on paired donors, with incorporation or reduction of molecular oxygen, NAD(P)H as one donor, and incorporation of one atom of oxygen.
UGACGUUAGCCUCACGCUAGCAGGCAGCGAGGUAGAUAUCGAAGGAGGCUAAAGGGUACAGGUGUUACAGGAGUGGCUAUAACGUUAGUUCAACUUUAAACGUAAAUAUAGCUGGACGAGUUACGUGUGGUAACGUUACAAUGUUCAACUUGAUUAAGUCCAAGGCACUAAACGUGUCGUGGCAAUGCUGUGGAGCCACAACAACUCAAUUCAAUGUUAAAAGACUAGCAGGAAUGACCCUAUCACGGAGACUAGAAUCAAGCAGCGCUAGGGAAGAGGUUUAUGAUAUAAUCAUAUCAGGAGGAGGAAUGGUGGGAACUGCAAUGGCCUGCUCCCUAGGUAUGGAUGCAAAUUUGGAAGGGAAAAAGAUUCUCCUGCUUGAGGCGGGCCACAAGAAAGAGAUGGAUAAGCCUCCUGAGACUUACAGCACAAGAGUCAGCUCAAUCAGUCCUGGUUCAGCCACACUCCUCAGUGGUCUUGGGGCAUGGGAUCAUGUCAUGAACAUGAGAUGCAAGCCCUAUCAGAGAAUGCAGGUUUGGGAUGCAUGCUCAGAUGCCCUCAUCACAUUUGAGAAGGAGAACUUGCAAGAAGAGAUGGCUUACAUUGUGGAGAAUGACAUAAUUGUGGCUGCCCUUACUAAACAGCUGCAGACCCUGACAAAUAAUGUUGAUGUGAGAUACAAAACCAAGGUGGUAAAGUAUAAUUGGCCAAAGUGUUAUCAAAUGGCUGACUCCAACCCCUGGGUGCAGGUCUCACUGGCCAGUGGAGAGGUUCUGCAAACGAAGCUUCUAAUCGGGGCUGAUGGACCAAACUCCAUGGUGUGCCGAGAGGCUGGGAUCCCUAAAGUAAAGUGGAAUUAUGAUCAGUCUGCAGUUGUGGCCGUACUUCAACUGUCAGAGCCAACAGAAAACAAUGUUGCUUGGCAGAGGUUCUUGCCAACCGGACCUAUAGCUUUGCUUCCCCUUUCCAACACUGAGAGUUCCCUGGUCUGGUCCACCAGCCAUCAGCAUGCAGAAGAUCUUCUAGCGCAGGACGAAGAGAGCUUCGUAGACGCCAUCAACUCUGCAUUUUGGAACAAUGACAACCACACAGAGCUGACUGAGACGGCGGGGUCCAUGUUCAGGACUGCUCUUUCAGUUCUGAUGCCCUCCGAGGGCUCCACGCGGCAGUUGCCCCCGAGCGUGGCAGGUGUAAGCCCUAAGAGCCGUGUCAUGUUCCCAUUGGGCCUGGGCCACGCCUCUGAAUACAUCCGCCACCGUACGGCCCUGGUGGGAGACGCCGCACACCGCGUACACCCAUUGGCUGGUCAAGGUGCCAAUCUUGGUUUUGGGGACGUGGCCUGUCUAACACAAAUCCUCAGUCAAGCAGCUUUCGACGGAAAAGACGUGGGAGAUAUGCAGCACUUGCUGGAGUAUGAAACAGACCGACAACGACACAAUCUGCCUAUGAUGACUGCAAUUGAUCUAUUAAAAAGGCUAUAUUCAGUCAACAAUGUCCCCGUUGUGCUGUUGCGAAUGUUUGGUCUACAGGCUACUAACUCCUUACCUCUCUUGAAAGAGCAGAUUAUGGCCUAUGCCAGCAGAUAACUUUCUAUCCCAGUAUACUAUCCCAGGAAUACGACAUGUCUAUUGCACUGCCCAAAGUGUAAGAAUGUAUACUAAUACACAUUUUUAUACUGACAUUGACAUUACGGUUUCAUUUUCAGUAGAAAACUUCUCUUCAUGUCAAGUUUUUUCCAGUCACUUGUGUGAUAUUUGAGUUUGGUGAUUCUUCAUACAAUACCAGAUGUUAUAUGUUUUGGUAUGACAUGUCCUUACACAAAACCUUGCUAUGUGAAUAUGUUG